Messenger RNA from Cicer arietinum (chickpea), 1647 nucleotides. The record is from RefSeq and is a predicted model, not a curated record. Lineage: Eukaryota; Viridiplantae; Streptophyta; Magnoliopsida; Fabales; Fabaceae.
CCAAAACCUAUUACCAUUUUCUCUCCAUUUCUGUACCAACACUUCCAAUUCAUCAUCAUUUGCAGUUUCAUACCUCAUUAACAAUUUUGGAUUCUCCCCACUAUUUGCAAACAAACUCUGCUCCACUUACAGUGUUAAGUUUAAGACUGCUCAAAACCCUGAUUCUGUUCUCGCAUUCUUUACAAACCUUGGUUUCUCAAAAACCCAAUUACACAACACGAUUACAAAGGCACCAUGGCUUCUUUCCUGCAACCCCAUCAAAAGGGUUUUGCCAAAGUUUCAAUUUUUUCUCUCCAAAGGUGCUUCUAACUCUGACAUUGUUAACCUUGUCAGUAUGAACCCUAUGGUGCUCUGUUCAAGUCUGGAGAAUCAAAUAGUCCCAACUUAUGAAUUAGCUUAUAGAUUCUUGCAAUCUCACAAGGACACUUUUGCUUGUGCAAAUAAAAAUCCAACUUUCUUUGGAGACAGGCGUGUGCAAUCUAACAUCAGAUUAUUGACUGAGAAUGGAGUGGCAGACUCAAACAUUGCUAGAUUGCUUAAGAACCGGUGUCGGGUAUUCUUCACACGUGACACGCUGAAGUUGGUGGAGGAAUUGAAGGAUUUGGGUUUUAAUCCUUCAAAAACAACUUUUGGUAUCGCAUUGCAUGCCAAAACAACUAUAAGCAAAACCCUGUGGAAAGAGAAAGUCGACGCCUUUAAGAAAUGGGGAUGGUCUGAUGAAGAUGUUCUGGCAGCAUUUAGAACGCAGCCUCAUUGUAUGUUAGUAUCCAUUAAUAAAAUUAAUUUAGUGAUGAGCUUUUGGGUCAAUCAGUUGGGUUGGGAUGCUAUGGCCAUUGUCAAAACAGCGUCAGUUCUUUCGUUAAAUUUGGAAAAAAGGAUCAUUCCGAGGUCCGCAGUUGUACAAUAUCUUCUCGAUAAAGGUUUGAGAAAGAAGAAUGCAAGCUUAACUUGGCCAUUUUUAGUGCCUGAGAAGGUGUUUCUUGAUAUGUGUAUAAAACGUUUUGAGGAGUCUUCUUAUCUAUUAAAGUUGUAUGAGGAAAAACUCAAUCAUGCAUGCAUCACGGACAAAACUUGCAUGUCAUGAUCAAAUAUUCAGGUACUAUGCUUGUAACUUAUCAUUGUUACCAAUUGCUUUUGCUACAUUGUUAUCAGUUGUCAACUGUCGCUCACUUUUUCUUUAUAAUCAUGCAAUUGCACAAAUUAGUGUCAAUGCCCUUUAAUUGAAAAAGGUAUUUGAUAAUGCUAAACAAGUUGUUGUCUGGCCAAAAGGAGUAUCAAAUGCCUGUGAUUCUAUUUUGAUGAACAUUCUUGAUUCUGAAAUCUGCUGAUUGAUUCUUUCAUCAACCACUCUUGCAAUGGAAUGUUUGAGUUAUGUCUGCCCAUCAGCAAACUUAGAAAGAAGUUUUCACAGUAGCUUGUAGUUGUAGCUUAGCUCCGGCCGUGUGUUUGAAGGCUAAUAUACAUCAGUUUUGUAUAAUCUGAAAGUGUUGUAGCUAAGCUAGUAGAAAAGCAGUCACAAAUCCAAUAUAAAUACUUUUUAAGUGAUUCUUUUUUUUCUUCUAUGUAGACAAGUAUCAUUUGUGAAUUUUCUUUGCAAAACCAACUAGUGAAACAAUAUGGUGAUGCCAAAUUUUGGAUAUUCUGAAA